AAAAUGGCGCAGGAACCGGAAGUUCCGCCGCAGCCGUUGAGAGCCGCUGGUGCUAGAGCGGUCAUGCGCUCGGUGAGCUACGUCCGCCGGGUGGCUCUCGACUUCGGCGGAAGCCUCUUCCCGCGCGCCGUCUCCCUGGGCGACGCCGACAACGACGCGCUGAACGAACUAGUGGUAGGAGACACCAAUGGAAAACUGUUUGUAUACAAGAAUGAUGAAAGUCAACCUUGGACUGUGCGCUCCUGUCAAGGAAUGCUCACCUGCGUUGGCGUUGGAGACGUCUGCAAUAAGAAGAAGAAUUUGGUUGUCGCGGUGAGUGCCGAAGGUUGGUUUCAUCUCUUUGACCUCACGCCUCCCUCAAAGCACGGGGAUGCGCUGGGUCACCACGAGCUCCUCAACCCAGAUGAUCCAAAGCUGGCAUUUAAGCAGCACAUACCAGCCAACACCAAAGUUAUGCUGAUUGAUGAUAUCGAUGGAGAUGGAAGAAAUGAACUGGUGAUAGGCUACACUGACCGCGUGGUGCGAGCCUUUCGCUGGGAGGACUCGCCCGAGGGUUCCGAUAGUCUCUCUGGACAACUGGUGCUGCUGAAAAAAUGGCUGCUGGAAGGACAGGUGGAUAGCCUCUCUGUGAACUCGGGGGCCGACGGCUCUCCUCAGAUGAUGGUGUCCCAGCCAGGCUGCGGAUAUGCGGUCUUGCUCUGCAACUGGAAGCAAGAGCAGCAGCCUCCCAUAGAGACCGGGAACGGUUCUGCGUCUAGCAGGGAAGGCCCCAUCCGGGAUGUGGUUCAUCAUCAGACAUCAGGUAGAAUUCACAACAAGAAUGUUUCCACUCAUCUGAUUGGAACCAUUGGCAGAGGUUGUUCGAAGGAGCACAAAGGCCUGGGUCUGUUCGCACUCUGCACUUUAGAUGGAACCCUGAAGCUCAUGGAAGGAGCAGACAAGCUGCUGUGGUCUGUACAAGUGGACCAUCAACUUUUUGCUCUGGAAAAACUGGACGUCACGGGAAACGGUUAUGAGGAGGUGAUUGCUUGCGCUUGGGAUGGACAGACGUACAUCAUCGAUCACAACCGGACAGUGGCCAGGUUCCAAGUGGAUGAAAACGUCAGCGCCUUCUGUGCCGGCUUCUAUUCUUGUAAAGGAGACUAUAACAGCCCUUGCCUGGUCUACGUCAGUUUCAACCAGAAGAUCUACAUCUAUUGGGACAUCCAGUUAGAAAGGAUGGAGUCCACCAAUUUGCUGAAGACGCUAGAAAAUAAUUUAGAAUGCGGAGAGCUCCUGCUUCGGCUGGACAUAGCCAAAGAUGACGUUUCGGCUGUCAAAGAUCUGAUUCACAAGACCUUAUACUUUUCCAAGAAAGUAAUUUAAAUAGUCUCUCGGCCACGAAGAAACUUCCAUCUCCAGCACUCUGGGCAUGCUCAUUGGGACUCUGUUCCAGUCCUGCAGGUGCAUCAUCGGGAACGAGCCGCUCACAACGGAAGAUUUAUCAGCCCUGGUGGCACAGUGUGGCAUUGCAGGCUGACUCUGCCCACUGCCAGCAGUUUGAUCCUGAGUGGCUCAAGGUUGGCUCAGCCUUCCCUCCUUCCGAGGUCAGGAA
Pseudonaja textilis is the source of this 1594-nucleotide messenger RNA. The record is from RefSeq and is a predicted model, not a curated record. Lineage: Eukaryota; Metazoa; Chordata; Lepidosauria; Squamata; Elapidae.